This is a messenger RNA of Fomitopsis serialis, 627 nucleotides long. RefSeq names its product 60S ribosomal protein L13. Gene Ontology annotation, molecular function: RNA binding; structural constituent of ribosome. Bases 1 to 627 code for a protein of 208 amino acids. Gene Ontology annotation, biological process: translation. Gene Ontology annotation, cellular component: ribosome; cytosolic large ribosomal subunit. NCBI's taxonomy places the organism in Eukaryota, Fungi, Basidiomycota, Agaricomycetes, Polyporales, Fomitopsidaceae. The record is from RefSeq and is a predicted model, not a curated record. The transcript is spliced from 4 exons.
AUGGGUUUCGCGCACAACAACGUCCUCCCCGAUAACCACUUCCGCAAGGACUGGCAAACCCGCGUCCGCACCUGGUUUGACCAGCCAGGGCGCAAGCUCCGCCGCCGCCAGGCUCGCAAGACAAAGGCUGCCGCCCUUGGCGUGCGCCCGCUCACUCUCCUCCGCCCCGCCGUCCGCGCACAGACCGUGCGCUACAACCGGAAGGUCCGCGAGGGCCGGGGAUUCACCUUGGGUGAGCUCAAGGAGGCCGGCAUUGGCAAGAAGGAGGCCCGCGGUGUUGGCAUUGUUGUUGAUCACCGGAGGCGAAACCUGAGCGAGGAGGGCAAGGCGAUCAACGUCGAGCGUCUCAAGGCGUACAAGGCGCGCCUCAUCGUCUUCCCGCGCAACGCUAAGAAGCCCAAGAAGGGUGACUCCACCGGCGAGGAGCUCUCUGCCCCCACGACCCGGUCCAACCUCUCUCUCCUCGACCCAUACGUUCACGAGGCUCCCCGCCAGAUCACCGACGAGGAGCGCGAGUUCCAGGCGUACCGCACCCUCCGCCAGGAGCGUGGGCGUGCUCGCAACGAGGGUCAGCGCAAGGUGCGGGAAGCUAAGAAGGCUGAGGAGGAGGCAAGCAAGAAGAAGUAA